Messenger RNA from Tetrahymena thermophila SB210, 648 nucleotides. RefSeq lists its product as hypothetical. Gene Ontology annotation, biological process: regulation of DNA-templated transcription. The transcript is spliced from 7 exons. Gene Ontology annotation, molecular function: DNA binding. NCBI's taxonomy places the organism in Eukaryota, Ciliophora, Oligohymenophorea, Hymenostomatida, Tetrahymenidae. The record is from RefSeq and is a predicted model, not a curated record.
AUGUUAAGCAAAUUUAUCUAUAGACCAUUUAUCUUCAAACCUUCAUAAAUAUUCCUUCAUAAUAAUGUAUGUUUCAAGUUCUCUUAUGACAAUUACAGCAAUAAAUAUUUCGAGUUUUAAAACUAAAAUCAAGAUUCAAAUUUGAGAGUAUCUCCUUUGACAGUAUCUGAAAAUAGCUAAUAUAUUUUAAAACUUGGUGCCAACAAUAUCAAAGUGAAGCAAGUUGGCCAAGAUUUAGCAAGCAUGGUUUAAGCAAGUAAUUUAUAUUUGACAUUUCUACCUAAAAAAGGAAAUAGAGUACAGUAUGACCUUAGAAAAAGUUUCGUGAUUUAUCCAAAGCAAUUACCAAAAUUAAUCUAUUUAAAAUUUACAGAAGAAAAUGCCUAGAUUUAUAAUAUUUAAUAUAGACUUAAAUAAGCUGAAUAAGUUAAAAGGCUGGUAAUAGAGAAGACCAGCAACUCAAAUAAAGUAAAGAUCUCAAUGGAAGCAGAUUAAACACAUACAGAAAAUGGAUAUUUUCACAGCAUAGAAAUUAGCUUGUACGAACUAAAUUCGCUUUAGUACCUCUUACAAUAAGUGUAUUUCUAGUUAACUGGAUUUUAGUAAUCUUUAGAAUGUAUAGAUCUUAUAGAAGAAGGCACACAUUGA